Messenger RNA from Aspergillus clavatus NRRL 1, 1905 nucleotides. RefSeq names its product lysophospholipase family protein. Gene Ontology annotation, cellular component: intracellular membrane-bounded organelle; cytosol. Bases 1 to 1905 code for a protein of 634 amino acids. The transcript has a single exon. Gene Ontology annotation, biological process: glycerophospholipid catabolic process. NCBI's taxonomy places the organism in Eukaryota, Fungi, Ascomycota, Eurotiomycetes, Eurotiales, Aspergillaceae. Gene Ontology annotation, molecular function: A2-type glycerophospholipase activity. The record is from RefSeq and is a predicted model, not a curated record.
AUGAAGGUAUUCACGCUCGCAGGAGCCGCAGCCCUGCUGGCGACUGCGACGGCCAGCCCCCUGGACGUCUCCAUCCGCGCCCUCCCCAAUGCCCCUGAUGGCUAUACGCCCACCGAGGUCUCGUGUCCCGCGACGCGGCCCAGCAUCCGCGGUGCAGGGUCACUCUCGCCGAACGAGACCUCCUGGCUCGACAUCCGGCGGGCCAACACCAUCCAGCCGAUGAAGGACCUCCUCGGCCGCCUCAACCUCACCUCCUUCGAUGCCGCCGCCUACAUCGACCGCGUCGCGAAGAAUGUCUCGAACCUGCCCAACAUCGCCAUCGCCGUGUCGGGAGGAGGAUACCGGGCUCUGACCAACGGUGCCGGAGCGCUGAAGGCGUUCGAUAACCGCACCGACGGCGCCACGGGCCGGGGCCAGCUCGGCGGCCUGCUGCAGUCGGCCACGUACGUGUCCGGGCUGAGCGGCGGCAGCUGGCUCGUGGGCUCGGUGUACAUCAACAACUUCACGACCAUCCAGCAGCUGCAGGCCGGCGGCGACACCGGCGACUUGUGGCAGUUCUCCACGAACAUCCUCGAGGGCCCCAAGGCCAAGCACCUGCAGCUCCUGUCGACGGCCGACUACUGGAAGCAUCUGGCGGACGCCGUCGACGGCAAACGCCAGGCCGGCUUCAAUAUCUCGCUGACGGACUAUUGGGGCCGCGCAUUGUCGUACCAGUUCAUCAACGAUCCCGCCGACCGCGGCGGGCCGGACUACACCUGGUCGUCCAUCGCGCUGACGGACAGCUUCCAGCGCGGCGAGAUCCCGAUGCCCAUCGUGGUCGCGGACGGCCGCAACCCCGGCGAGGUGCUGGUGGGCAGCAACUCGACCGUCUACGAGUUCAACCCGUGGGAGUUCGGCUCGUUCGACCCGAACAUCUUCGGUUUCGCGCCGCUCGAGUUUCUGGGCUCGCGCUUCGACAACGGCCGGCUGCCGCGCGACGCCUCGUGCGUGCGCGGCUUCGACAGCGCCGGCUUCGUCAUGGGCACCUCGUCCACGCUCUUCAAUCAGUUCAUCCUGCACCUCAACAAAACCGACCUGCCGGACGUCGUCCGCGACGCCUUCGCCCAUAUCCUCACCUCGCUCGGCCGCGACGGCGAUGACAUCGCCGUCUACGCGCCCAACCCGUUCUACGGCUACCGCAACUCCACGGCCGCCUACUCGCAGAGCCGCGAGCUCGACGUCGUCGACGGCGGCGAGGACGGCCAGAACAUCCCGCUGCACCCGCUCAUCCAGCCCACGCGCCACGUGGACGUCAUCUUCGCGGUCGACUCGUCCGCCAACACCCACUACAGCUGGCCCAACGGCAGCUCGCUGGUCGCCACGUACGAGCGCUCGCUCAACACCACCGGCAUCGGUAACGGCACGGUCUUCCCCCCCGUCCCCGACGUGAACACCUUCAUCAACCUCGGGCUCAACACCCGCCCGACCUUCUUCGGUUGCGACGCCGCCAACCUCUCCGCCCCGGCGCCGCUCGUCGUCUACCUGCCCAACGCCCCCUACUCGGCCGCCAGCAACACCUCCACUUUCCAGCUGGCGUACUCGGACGCGGAACGCGACGAGAUCAUCACGAACGGCUAUAACGUGGUGACGCGCGGCAACGGCACCGUCGACCAUGCCUGGCCGAGCUGUGUGGGCUGUGCGAUCCUGUCGCGCUCGAUGCAUCGGACCAACACGGCGCUGCCGGAGGUCUGCAACAGCUGCUUCAAGGAGUACUGCUGGAACGGCACGCUCGACUCGUCGACGCCGAAACCGUAUGAGCCGACGGCGGUGUUGGGGAAGGGUCAGGAUAAGUCUGCGGCGUCGAGGGUGGGGGUGAACUCGUUGCUAGCACUGGUUGUGAGCGUGGGCGUUUUCACCUUGAUCUAG